AUGGACAAUUACGAGGCAAUUCAGGCCCUACAUAAUUCACUGCCUCCAUUCUCACCUUAUGUGCCCGCGUCACUUCUGCCGUCCAUAGCUCUAAUCCUCUUGGCAUCAACGUUCACUCUUGCAUUCUACUUUUCAACCCUUCCAAAAGACACGUUUCCACUACGCGAGACCGCGGUGGCAUCAUUAGCAAGUGUCCUCGGUGGUUUCGGAGUUGUCGCCCUGUUCUGUAGUGCUGGAGUGAACGUGUAGGCAUGUUCGUGUCCUAGUAGUUCCAAUCGACCGUUGGAUACCC
Molecule: messenger RNA, 292 nt
Organism: Suillus discolor
Lineage: Eukaryota; Fungi; Basidiomycota; Agaricomycetes; Boletales; Suillaceae
Exons: 3
Coding region: 1-249 (82 amino acids)
Biological process (GO): protein N-linked glycosylation
Source: RefSeq, a predicted model, not a curated record